Malus domestica (apple) is the source of this 1743-nucleotide messenger RNA. Its product is annotated as hydroxymethylglutaryl-CoA lyase, mitochondrial. The record is from RefSeq and is a predicted model, not a curated record. Gene Ontology annotation, biological process: ketone body biosynthetic process; L-leucine catabolic process. Gene Ontology annotation, cellular component: mitochondrion. Gene Ontology annotation, molecular function: hydroxymethylglutaryl-CoA lyase activity. Lineage: Eukaryota; Viridiplantae; Streptophyta; Magnoliopsida; Rosales; Rosaceae.
UUUAACGUCGUCCACCAACCUACCAAUCCAUCCCAUCCCAUCCCAUCAACCCUUACAAUUACAAACGCUUUAACCAACUCCGUCACGUUUCAUCACCUUCUCUUCUUCUUCUUCGAACUCUUUUUUUCAUCUAACCAUCCAUAACAUAACGAUUUCAAACUGCCUAAAUUAUUCCCAUUUUGUAGGGUUUCUGUUUUUCUUCUCAGAAACCCUAACCCUAAUUUUUCCCUUCCUCCCUCAAGGAAUUCAGUUGGUCUUUUUCCGUCUACUUCCACCAUGUCGAGCUUGGAGGAGCCACUCGGUUUUGACAAAUUGCCUAGCAUGAGUACCAUGGAUCGGAUUCAGAGGUUCUCGUCUACUGCUUGCAGAUCUAGAUCAGAUGAUACGGCAAUGGGAAACUGUUGGAUUGAAGGAAGAAGUUGCAGCACAUCCAAUAGCUGCGACGAAGAUUAUGAUGAAUAUGCAAGAGAGGGCUUUCCAUGGAAAAGACAUACAAGAGACAGGGACUUGUCCCAUGGUGACUCCUUCAAUCAACGGACCUUGAGCUUAGGCAGGAAUCACAGGGUAUUUGGAAAUGUGUGUGAUUCAUGGUAUUUGUCAGAUCAAUAUAACGCCAAGUGCAAUGACAAAGAUAUAACAAAUAAGUUUUUGAAAGGCAUACCAAAGUUUGUGAAGAUAGUAGAAGUAGGUCCAAGGGAUGGACUACAAAAUGAAAAGAACACUAUAUCUGCAUCCGUAAAGAUUGAACUGAUUCAGAGACUGGUAUCUUGUGGGUUGUCUGUUGUUGAGGCUACGAGUUUUGUAUCGCCCAAAUGGGUUCCUCAGCUAGCAGACGCAAAGGACGUAAUGGAAGCAGUUCACAAUCUGGAGGGUGCUAGAUUGCCUGUACUGACACCCAAUUUAAAAGGGUUUGAAGCAGCUGUUGCAGCAGGUGCUAAAGAUAUAGCAGUAUUUGCAUCAGCUUCUGAAUCAUUUUCAAAGUCAAACAUCAAUUGUAGCAUUGAAGAAAGUCUUGUUCGUUAUCGUGCUGUAACUCGUGCUGCAAAAGAGCUUACAAUUCCUGUACGAGGGUAUGUCUCGUGCGUCGUUGGAUGUCCAGUGGAGGGAGCAAUUCCUCCAUCAAGAGUGGCAUAUGUAGCAAAAGAACUUUACAACAUGGGCUGCUUUGAAAUUUCUCUUGGUGACACAAUUGGUGUUGGUACACCUGGGACGGUUGUUCCCAUGCUGGAAGCUGUAAUGGCUGCUGUUCCUGUUGAAAAGCUUGCUGUUCACUUCCAUGACACCUAUGGGCAAUCUCUCUCAAACAUUCUAGUGUCUCUUCAAAUGGGGAUUAGCACAGUGGAUUCCUCUAUUGCGGGUUUAGGUGGGUGUCCGUAUGCUAAAGGAGCUUCAGGUAACGUCGCCACUGAAGAUGUUGUAUACAUGCUUUAUGGACUCGGUGUGAAAACCAAUGUGGAUCUGGCGAAGCUCUUGGUGACCGGGGAUUUCAUCAGCAAGCAUUUGGGUCGCCCGUCUGGCUCAAAGACUGCCGUUGCCUUGAGUCGAGCCACAGCUGACGCCUCUAAGAUAUAAGAUAUUUCAGGCUGAUAACUUGUGCUCGGGCACUCUGCCACGGAGUAGGAAUAAACUUCUUCAUUCGCUUUCAACCUUGCCAAAUUUAACUUUGAAACGUUGUAUUUGUAAAACGAAUACCAUCAGAUUGCUAUAUUUAUCGGAGGAAUGCGCAUAAUUAUUACGGGAAAA